Cyprinodon variegatus (sheepshead minnow) is the source of this 1892-nucleotide messenger RNA. It is a transcript of the gene pbk, whose product is annotated as PDZ binding kinase. The coding region runs from base 124 to 1140 and encodes 338 amino acids. Lineage: Eukaryota; Metazoa; Chordata; Actinopteri; Cyprinodontiformes; Cyprinodontidae. The transcript is spliced from 7 exons. Gene Ontology annotation, molecular function: protein serine/threonine kinase activity; ATP binding. Gene Ontology annotation, biological process: protein phosphorylation. The record is from RefSeq and is a predicted model, not a curated record.
AGAAGAAGAAGAAGAAAAAGAAGCAGAAAGAUUUUUGUCCCUCUUCGGCGUCCAUACCUACCAGCCGUUAUUUUGAAUGUACUGCGCGGUUGGCACUUCGCUUGAGUUUAGAGAAAACCGAGGAUGGCCUCUACUAAUGAUUACAGCGUGUUUAAAACCCCCAUCAGAGGCAGGGUGAGGAGUUCUGGGAGCAGUGGAGGUGGGACCCCUAUCACCAUUCCUGCUUCACCAUUCAUGAAGAAGUUGGGUUGUGGAACUGGAGUCAGUGUUUAUCUGAUGAACAGAGUGGGGAAGCUCAACUCAUCUCCAUGGGCUGUGAAGAAGAUCAACAGUAAAUGUGCAUCCCAACAGUCGGCUGUUUACCAGCUGCGUCUAAAUGAGGAGGCAGAGAUCCUGAAAGGAAUAGAUCACCCAAAUAUUGUUGGUUUCCGUGCCUUUGCUACAGCAAAAGACGGUUCAAAGUGUCUGGCUAUGGAAUAUGGAGGAGAGCAGUCCCUCAACGACCUGAUAGAGAAGCGGAGGGAGAAUGGACUAAAAGCUUUUCCCGCUGCUAACAUAGAAAAGGUGGCUCUGCAUGUGGCGCGUGGGCUGAAGUACCUUCACAAUGAGAAGAAGCUUCUGCAUGGGGACAUGAAGUCGUGUAACGUGGUUAUCAAAGGUGAUUUUGAGACUGUCAAGAUCUGUGACGUUGGUGUCUCUCUGCAUCUCGACGAGAACAUGAAAGUGUCUGACCCUAAGGCAGAGUAUAUCGGCACAGAGCCGUGGAAGCCAAAAGAAGCUCUGGAGGAGGGAGGAGAAAUCACCGAUAAGGCAGACAUCUUCGCCUUCGGUCUGACCCUGUGGGAGAUGAUGACUCUGGACAUGCCUCACCUGCAGAUGCUGGACGGUGAUGAAGACGAUAACGGGGACGAUUCAAUGGAGGAGAGCUUUGAUGAGGAUGCCUAUUAUGAGCGUUUGGGGACGAGGCCUCCGCUGGACGCUGCGUCUCUGGGCACCUCGUACAGGAGGAUGGUGGAGCUCUUCUGUCUUUGCACUGAGGAAGACCCUAAGAAGAGACCAUCAGCUGCACAGAUUGUCCAGGCCUUAGAGGACAACACUGUGUUGGACAGAGCACCAUGUGAGGUGAUCGUUAUUGAUUAACAUCUUCAUUUAUUGCUCUGAACUCUUGUAAAUGUUAACCAUUUGUCUGGAACAGUUAAAACACUGUUUUAUAAUUGUCAUUUCUAUGUUUUGUCAUCUUUUACUGUAUCCUUUACUUCAUGAACUUUUUCACAGUAAACCAUAAAAUGCUCUUACUAUUGUCUGUUUGUAAAUAAGUGUAAAAGGUAAAAGUGGGUGGGGGAAAAAAAGGAAUAUCCUUAAAAUAAUUUUUGUUAAAUGUACGAAGCAGGAACAUCCCUCAAAGGGGAAAGAGUCGUUCAACCAAACUAGCUUAAUUCACCAGAUCGUAUCUUACUUUUAAAUACUUAUAUUACAAAUGAGAAAAAUAUAAACGUAAAAGAAAAAAAAAAAGCUUUGUUUUAUAAUUUGAUAAGUACAUCGCCAUGUUGCAGUACCUCGCACGGUGAUGUCCAGGGAUAGAUUAAUGCUAGCUCUAGCAGUUGUAUAGAUUGGAAGCACUGAUAGAUCACAACCAUAAAACCCUUUCAGCUUUAUCUUGCAUCAAACCAAAUGUUCUAUGGUUGAUCUGUCGCCAGUAUAUCCAAUUGCUAGAACUAGCGUCAAUCAACCCCCUGCGGUCACCAUUCGAGGUACUGCAACAUGGUGGCACCCUUACCAAAGAAUUAUAAAACAAAAGGUUUUUAAUUUGACUCUUUACGUUUGUAAUUUAAUUAUCGAUAACAGUAAGACACAAUCCCAUGAACUAAGUUAGUUUGAUCGUUUCAUUUCCC